Messenger RNA from Raphanus sativus (radish), 2833 nucleotides. Its product is annotated as pentatricopeptide repeat-containing protein At5g03800. Gene Ontology annotation, biological process: RNA modification. The transcript has a single exon. The coding region runs from base 22 to 2673 and encodes 883 amino acids. Lineage: Eukaryota; Viridiplantae; Streptophyta; Magnoliopsida; Brassicales; Brassicaceae. The record is from RefSeq and is a predicted model, not a curated record. Gene Ontology annotation, molecular function: zinc ion binding; RNA binding; protein binding.
UCUUGUCGUGAAGGUUUAUCCAUGGCCACCGUUAAUCCUCACUGCCUCCUCAAUCUUCCUCACAUCCCGCCGCCGAUUAACCGGCCGAAACCUCUUCUAACUCCGUCGUCCCUUCCCUCUCUCUCGCUCCAUGGAAAACCCGAGCGUCUAUCUCCCCUCUCCGCGUCUCUCUCUCUCUCACCAGCAACCGUCUCAUCCUCGUCUUCUUCGUCAUUCGAAAGGGACGAAGCGGAGGAGAUGGAGUCCGCCGUUGAUGGGUUCUUCUAUCUGCUCCGACUGUCGUCUCAGUACCACGACGUAGAGGUAACGAAAGCCGUACACGCCUCGUUUCUCAAGCUCAGAGAAGAAAAAACGAAGCUUGGUAACGCCCUAAUCUCGACGUAUCUCAAGCUAGGUUACCCUCGCGAGGCAUUUCUCGUAUUCGCCUCUCUGUCUUCGCCGACGGUGGUGUCUUACACAGCGCUCAUCUCGGGUUUCGCGAGGUUAGACCUCGAGACCAAGGCGCUCAAGGUUUUCUUCAGGAUGAGAAGCGAAGGCGUGGUCGAGCCUAACGAGUACACUUUCGUCGCGGUGUUGAAUGCUUGCGUGAGGAGCUGUAGAUUCUCUCUGGGUGUUCAGAUUCACGGGUUGGUUGUGAAGUCCGGGUUUUUGGAUUCUGUUUUUGUUUGUAACUCUGUGAUGAGUUUGUAUUCGAGUGAGGAUGCGGUGAAGGUGUUCGACGGAAUGCCUGUGAGAGAUGUUGCUUCUUGGAACACUGUGAUUUCGUGUUUGGUGAAGGAAGGUUUGUUUGAUGAAGCUUUUGGUUUGUUUUGUGAGAUGAAUAGAGUGGGAGGAGUUGAAGCUGAUAGCUUUACGGUGUCGACGCUUUUGAGUGGUAGUGACUCGAUGAGAGGGAGAGAGCUUCAUGGCCGUGUGGUUAGAGUUGGGUUGAGGCAGGAGUUGAGUGUUAGUAAUGCUUUAAUUGGGUUUUAUGCUAAAUAUGGGGAUGUUAGAAAGGUUGAGAGUUUGUACGAGAUGAUGAAUGUGAGAGAUGGGUUUACUUUGACUGAGAUGAUCACAGCUUACAUGGCGUUUGGAAUGGUGGAUUCCGCUGUUGAGAUGUUUGAGAAGAUACCUGAGAAGAACACUAUUAGUUAUAACGCUCUUAUGGCUGGAUUCUGUAGAAACGGUUAUGGCUUGAAGGCGUUGAAGUUAUUCACUGAAAUGCUGCAGAGAGGUGUUGAGUUGACGGAUUUCAGUUUAACGAGCGCUGUGGAUGCUUGUGGUUUAGUUUCAGAGAAGAAAGUAAGCGAACAGAUUCACGGGUUUUGCAUAAAGUUUGGAUGUGCUUCAAACCCUUGUAUCCAGACGGCAUUGCUUGAUAUGUGCACAAGGUGUAAACGAAUGACGGAUGCUGAGGAGAUGUUUGAGCAGUGGCCUUCUAAUCUGGAUAGCUCCAAGGCAACAACGUCAAUGCUCCGUGGUUACUCUCGGAAUGGCUUACCUGAAAAGACUUUGUCGCUAUUCCACCGAACUCUUAGGGAAGAGAAACUGGUUUUAGAUGAAGUUUCGUUGACUUUGAUCAUUGCCGUCUGCGGGACGUUAGGGUUUGGGGAAAUGGGUGAUCAGAUCCAUGGCUAUGCUCUUAAAGGUGGGUACUCUUCUGAUAUAGGCUUGGGGAACUCUUUGAUUAGCAUGUACUCGAAAUGCUGCCACUUCAAUGAUGCCAUAAAGGUUUUCAACACUAUGCGAGAACACGAUGUUGUAUCUUGGAACAGCUUGAUUUCUUGCUACAUUCUUCAAAGAAACGGUGACGAGGCACUAACUCUAUGGUUGAGGAUGAAUAAGGAAGGUAUCAAGCCUGAUACGAUCACCCUCGCUCUUGUUAUUUCAGCAUAUAGGUAUACAGAGUCGAAUAAGCUUAGUACCUGCCGUGAUCUGUUCCUCUCCAUGGAGACUAGUUAUGGCAUUUUACCAACAACAGAACAUUACACUGCAUUUGUCCGUGUUCUUGGUCACUGGGGCCUUCUCGAAGAAGCGGAAGAAACAGUAAACUCGAUGCCGUUUCAGCCAGAGGUCUCUGUUUUGAGAGCGCUGCUCGAUAGCUGCAGAGUCCACUCAAACACAAGCAUUGCAAAACGCGUAGCAAAGCUUAUACUAUCCACAAAACCGGACAACCCGUCUGAAUACAUCCUCAAAUCCAACAUCUACUCAGCUUCAGGGCUCUGGCAUCGCUCUGAGAUGAUAAGAGAGGAGAUGCGUGAAAGAGGCUAUCGAAAACAUCCUUCUAGAAGCUGGGUAAUACAUGGGAACAAUGUACACUCCUUCCACGCGCGUGACACGUCCCACCCGCAAGAGAAAGACAUAUACAGCGGGUUGGAGAUACUGAUCAUGGAAUGUCUGAAAUCUGGGUACGAGCCAGACACGGAGUUUGUUCUUCAGGAGGUUGAUGAGCUUAUGAAGAAGAGUUUCUUGUUUCACCACAGCGCGAAACUGGCGGUGACUUAUGGCAUUCUCACGACCAAGGAUCGGGGAAAGCCGAUAAGGGUUGUGAAGAACGUGAUGGUUUGUGGUGAUUGUCACGAGUUCUACAAAUACGUAUCUGUUGUGGUGAAGAGAGAGAUAGUUUUGAGAGACUCUUCAGGGUUUCAUCGUUUUGUCAAUGGAAAGUGUUCUUGUAAAGAUCUCUGGUGAAUCAUAACAAGAGCUUCAAGUUUUUGUCUCAAUUUGGUUUUGUAAUGUUUCGCAUUUGUAAGUUGUUAAUAUACAAGAGUUCUUUCCGUUGGGAUUUGUUGAGGGCAGGUGGAUAUUGAUAGGAUUGUAAAGUUUGGGAGUAAAAUAAGAGAAGUUAGCA